Molecule: messenger RNA, 682 nt
Organism: Phyllotreta striolata
Lineage: Eukaryota; Metazoa; Arthropoda; Insecta; Coleoptera; Chrysomelidae
Source: the annotation of a GenBank genome assembly
CAGUACCGCACAAAGCACCAACACAAACGCACCAGUCCAAAAAACAUGACUUUCAAAGUGACAAUCAUGGCCGCCUUGUUGGCAGUAGCCAGGGCAGGCUUCAUCGGGGCGCCGCUGGCAGGGGAAAUCGUCCACCACGGGGCGCCGGUGGCGUUCGCGCCGCCCCCGUUGGCCUACGCCGCCGCCCCCGUCGCCAAAAUCGCGAGGCCGGUCGCGCUGGCGGCGCCCGUCGCCAAGAUAGCCGCCAAAAUCGACGACGAGUACGACCCGAAUCCGCAGUACUCGUUCGGUUAUCAAGUAGAAGACGCCCUGACGGGGGAUAGCAAGAGCCAGAGCGAGUCGAGGAACGGCGACAUCGUACAAGGUUCGUACUCGCUGACCGACCCGGACGGUACCCGUCGUACCGUCGACUACUCGGCCGAUCCCGUCAACGGUUUCAACGCGGCGGUACGCAGAGAACCAUUGGUCGCGAAGGCGGCCGUGGUGGCGCCCGCCGCCCCCGCUCCUCUCGGUUUCGCCGCCAAAUUGGCGACGCCCGUCGCCUACAGUACGUCGCUUUUACAUUAAAAGCGCCAUCUUGCGGAUUUUCUUUCUUUCUUUCGGAAAACGGAAAACGAGUUAUUUUUUUUGUGUAGCAAAAAUUGUAAAAAAUUAUUUAUUUUUCGAAUAAAAAAUGAUACGA